ACAAAUUUCAUUAUUUCACUUUUGUCAUAUGACAAAAUUUUGGUUAAUUCAAAAUAAAAAUAUAAAAAUUCAUACUUUGGAUGUUGGAAAACGAGGAGCAUGGUGAUAUUGACAUGCUUUAGGGAUUUUAAGGAGCUGGUUACAAGAGUUUGUUAUUUAUCUGUUUAUAAUUUGAGCUGCAGGAUGUCGGAGCUACCUUUUAGGGCUCGGGAAAAGCUUCUUGAGAAGCAAAAACAUUUUCAAAGUGUCCACAAGCAUACACACCUGAAAGGACCAUUGGAUAAGAUCACCUCGGUGGCCAUUCCUCUUGCUCUGGCUGCAACUUCAAUUUAUCUAAUUGGACGGGGGAUCUAUAAUCUGUCUCAUGGGAUUGGAAAGAAAGAAUGAUGAUGGCAUGAGCAGUAUGAUCUUAGCUGCUCAUAUUUGGAAGACUUUUGUUCCUAUGAACAUUAACUUGGAAGUUUGUUUGUUACCUUCAAUAAGUUGCUAGUUGCAUACUUCUUUAAUGUCAUCACUUUGACCGUAGUUUCUGUAAGAUUCAGCAAGUUGUUUGAUAUCCCUUUCACUUUUUGGUUGUGGUUAGUUUUGGAAAUCUUGUUAUGAGUAAAUCAUUAAACCACGAAUAAACAUCAAAAUAUUUGAUUGAAAAUGCAGACUACCAUCUGAGAGUUAAU
This is a messenger RNA of Rubroshorea leprosula, 674 nucleotides long. NCBI's taxonomy places the organism in Eukaryota, Viridiplantae, Streptophyta, Magnoliopsida, Malvales, Dipterocarpaceae. The record is from the annotation of a GenBank genome assembly.